AUGUCUACAGUUCUUCGGCCCAAUGCUGCUUUGAUUCAAAAGGCACGAGCGGCAGGAGAAGACUGCAAGAACCUCGGAAUUGGUGGAGACAAGCGUCCUACUGCUGUGUCUGAGGGAGGCAAUAAGAUGGCUCGUGUGUUCGGCUCGGAUUGCACACCGCAUGGGCUCAGAUUUCAGUUCAAUGACCGUAUCAAGCCAGUGACAACCCGUCAACUUGAUAUGCUAGCUCAGGGAGAUGAUCCAAAAGACAUUGAUCUGACCGAUUGCAAGUCCGCCAAGGCUAGCAAGGCUGGCAAGGACAUUGCGAGCCUCAUGGGCAGUGAUACGUCAGUCAGCGCACUCAAAUCUGAAAUAUGCGAGCGGGUCAAAGCUAUUGGCAAGCAUCAGAGUCAUAUGAAGGCUACGGGCCAAGAUCCUGCCAAGAUCGAAAUUUCCGCUUUCAAUGAUAGAAAGGGUCGUCAGGAUAUCAGCACAUACUUUGGUACCGAUAGCACCGGUGGUGGCAUUGGAUUCCAGUUCCGAGCCAUCAAGGCGGAUGCAAAGCGCCAGCGCGAUUGUAUCGAGGCCGGCGGUGAUCCCCGAGACCUCAACAUUGGUGGCAAGGGUGAAUAA
Molecule: messenger RNA, 612 nt
Organism: Lachnellula hyalina
Lineage: Eukaryota; Fungi; Ascomycota; Leotiomycetes; Helotiales; Lachnaceae
Exons: 4
Coding region: 1-612 (203 amino acids)
Source: RefSeq, a predicted model, not a curated record